This is a messenger RNA of Pararge aegeria (speckled wood butterfly), 1249 nucleotides long. RefSeq names its product aldo-keto reductase family 1 member A1-like. Bases 154 to 1128 code for a protein of 324 amino acids. NCBI's taxonomy places the organism in Eukaryota, Metazoa, Arthropoda, Insecta, Lepidoptera, Nymphalidae. The transcript is spliced from 6 exons. Gene Ontology annotation, molecular function: aldose reductase (NADPH) activity. Gene Ontology annotation, cellular component: cytosol. The record is from RefSeq and is a predicted model, not a curated record.
AUAACGGUCCCAGCACCGGCGCACGGCCGUAGUGGGGCAAUGGUUCGGCAGCCAGUUUAUUGUUAUACACGAACGAAACAGACAGUGUUGCGUUUUUUUCCAUGAACAUAUAAGUUUUUAAAAUAUUCUAAGUCUAUCUUAAAGUUAUAAGAAAUGUCUGUACCAAAAUAUUUCGAGUUAGAAGAUGGAGACCGUUUGCCACGCAUUGGAUUCGGAACUUGGCAGGCUCCACCAGAUGUCCUCGAAAAAGCAGUGGACGCAGCAUUAGAGGCUGGAUAUCGGCAUUUCGACUCAGCUCGCGCCUACGAGAAUGAGGACGCUCUUGGCCGAGCUCUCAACCGUUGGAUCGGAGGAGAUGCUGCUAAGAGAAAGGAGUUGUUUGUUGUGACUAAACUGCCACCAUCAGGCAAUCGGCCAGAAUCAGUGGAGGAAUAUUUUGAGGCAUCACGUCGCGACCUUGGAUUAGACUACAUUGACUUGUACCUAAUACACGUUCCGUUUGCCUUCGAACACGUGCCUGGGGACCUGCAUCCCAAAAACCCAGACGGAAGUAUGAAGAUGGAUUAUUCAACCGACCUUGUCGGUGUGUGGAAGGAAGUGCUCAAGUUAAAGAAAUCCGGUCGUGUCCGCCACGUUGGGGUUUCUAAUAUGAACGAGGAGCAGCUAAGCAGAUUGUGCGCUGUUGAGAAACCGGCUUGCUUGCAAGUCGAAGUGCACGUAUUGUUCCAACAGAAAAAACUGAUCGCCGCUACCAAACAACUUGGGAUACCGAUCGUAGCUUACUCUCCCUUGGGUUCGAAGGCUCUAGCUGAUGUAUUAGCCGCUAAGACGGGACGUAACUACCCAAACCUUCUGGAGUUGCCUACGGUACUGAACAUCGCGAAGGCACACUCUCGUACUCCAGCGCAGGUGCUCCUAAGAUUCUUACUGCAACAUGGGGUAGCUUGCAUCCCGAAAAGCACCGACCCGACUAGAAUCCAGCAGAACCUCUCCGUAUGGGACUUUGAGCUCAACAAGAAUGAAAUGCAAGAAUUGGCAGCUUUAGACCGAGGGGAGGACGGACGCAUCUGCGACUUCAUGUUCUUUGUAGGGGCAGAAAAACAUACCGAAUUCCCAUUUAAGAAAUAAUAGAAGUUAAACCGUAAAGUUGUUAUGUGUCACGGUCUAAUACAUUCGUGGGGAGGCAACUUAUAACAGGACAAUCAAAAUGCAAAAUAUUUCACCGAAAUAAAUGAUUUACUAAUAAGAA